CCGCACCUGAUCCGGUGCCUGGCGGACAGGAAGGCCCUGGUGCGGUCCAUCGCCUGCUGGACCCUGAGCCGUUACGCUCACUGGGUGGUGGCUCAGCCCCCCGAGCUCUACCUGAAGCCCCUCAUGACCGAGCUGCUCCAGCGCAUCCUCGACAGCAACAAACGCGUCCAGGAGGCGGCCUGCAGUGCGUUCGCCACGCUGGAGGAGGAGGCCUGCACGGAGCUGGUGCCCUACCUGAGCUUCAUCCUGGACACGCUGGUCUUUGCUUUUGGGAAGUACCAGCACAAGAACCUGCUCAUCCUCUACGACGCCAUCGGCACCUUGGCCGACUCCGUGGGCCACCACCUCAACCAGCCGGUGGGUCCCGGGGGGGCUCCUG
Messenger RNA from Neopelma chrysocephalum (saffron-crested tyrant-manakin), 379 nucleotides. RefSeq names its product transportin-2-like. The record is from RefSeq and is a predicted model, not a curated record. The annotation marks the transcript as partial. Gene Ontology annotation, cellular component: nucleus; cytoplasm. Gene Ontology annotation, molecular function: nuclear import signal receptor activity. Gene Ontology annotation, biological process: protein import into nucleus. NCBI's taxonomy places the organism in Eukaryota, Metazoa, Chordata, Aves, Passeriformes, Pipridae. The transcript is spliced from 2 exons.